Linum tenue is the source of this 4680-nucleotide messenger RNA. The record is from the annotation of a GenBank genome assembly. NCBI's taxonomy places the organism in Eukaryota, Viridiplantae, Streptophyta, Magnoliopsida, Malpighiales, Linaceae.
CUGCCGAACCCUACGAAAUCCCCAAAUUGUCCCUUCUCGAACAAAGCCCCCCGUCACCUCCUUCUCCGUUUUCGUUCUCGACUUCGUUUCACAUCCAUCGUCUUCGCUUCAGAGCUCUCUCUCUCUCUCUCUCUCUCUCUCUCUGGUUCUGUCUCCCGCGCUCGGUGGCGUCCACGUCUUCUGCUUACGUCGAUCGGCGGCCGCCUUCCCCUCUCGCCAGCUAUGACUCUGAUGACUACUCCGCCGUUGGAUCAGCAAGAGGACGACGAGAUGCUGGUCCCCCACACUGAGUUCACGGAAGGUCCUCAGCCCAUGGAAGUAGCACCUGCCGAACCAGCAACAACAGGUGAUGCUCAGUCUGUCGAUGAUCCACCAUCAGCAAGGUUUACCUGGACAAUUGACAACUUUUCGAGGCUCAACACCAAGAAGUUGUAUUCUGAUGUUUUUGUCGUUGGAGGUUAUAGAUGGCGAAUAUUGAUUUUCCCCAAGGGUAACAAUGUGGAUCAUCUGUCCAUGUACCUAGAUGUUGCAGACUCUGGAACUCUGCCAUAUGGCUGGAGUCGAUAUGCCCAAUUCAGCUUGACUGUUGUAAAUCAACUUCAACAAAAGUGCUCAAUCCGGAAAGAGACACAACACCAGUUCAAUGCACGUGAGAGUGACUGGGGAUUUACUUCAUUCAUGCUCCUCGGGGAGUUAUAUGACCCUGGCAGAGGUUAUCUUGUUAAUGAUAUUUGCAUAGUAGAGGCAGAUGUUGCUGUACGGAAAAUUAUGGAUUACUGGUCCCAUGAUUCUAAAAAGGAGACGGGCUAUGUUGGACUUAAAAACCAAGGAGCCACAUGUUACAUGAACUCUCUUCUUCAGACACUCUACCAUAUUCCUUACUUCAGGAAGGCUGUCUAUCACAUGCCAACAACUGAGAAUGACAUGCCAUCAGGAAGCAUCCCUCUCGCUCUGCAGAGUUUGUUUUAUAAGCUUCAGUACAGUGACACUAGUGUAGCGACAAAAGAGCUGACAAAAUCUUUUGGUUGGGACACUUAUGAUUCUUUCAUGCAGCACGAUGUGCAAGAACUUAAUAGGGUCCUUAGUGAAAAGCUUGAGGAUAAAAUGAAGGGAACUGUUGUAGAGGGAACAAUACAACAGUUGUUUGAAGGGCACCAUAUGAAUUAUAUAGAGUGCAUCAAUGUGGAUUACAAGUCCACUAGGAAGGAAUCAUUUUAUGAUCUUCAGCUUGAUGUCAAAGGUUGUCGAGAUGUCUAUGCAUCUUUUGACAAGUAUGUUGAAGUGGAGAGUCUUGAAGGCGAUAAUAAGUAUCAUGCCGAACAACACGGUCUGCAGGAUGCCAAGAAGGGAGUCCUGUUUAUCGACUUUCCUCCUGUUCUUCAACUUCAGUUGAAAAGAUUUGAGUACGAUUUUAUGCGAGAUACUAUGGUGAAGAUAAAUGAUCGUUAUGAGUUCCCUUUGCAACUUGAUCUUGACAGAGAAAAUGGAAAAUAUUUAUCACCAGAUGCAGACAGAAGCAUCCGCAACCUUUACACUCUACACAGUGUUUUGGUUCACAGUGGCGGUGUGCAUGGUGGACACUACUAUGCUUAUAUCAGACCAACACUUUCAGAUCAAUGAUCUUAUCUAGCGUUCAUCUCUGCUGCAAUAUACAAACUAGAGGCACCUAUGAGUGCUUUCUUCAGUUUCAACUUCAACCAGAGGGACAAUUUAAAUGUUGUUAUUCCCCUGCUUAUCAAAGGGGAGCUGUGGUUUUCAAUUGAAGCCAUAAUGUGCAUUCUGGUUGACUCAGCUCAAGAUUCCUCUCUCUGCUCCCAUACAUUAGGAAGUUCAUGCAGUGUCAUCCUCUUCUAGUUUGUCAUAUAUGCUUGCUGUAUAGUUCGAUGAUAUUCUUAAGAAAAGGGAGUUCGGAGAGGCUUCCAAGUCCCCAACAUACUGUCAAAAUGUCAAAUUUUCUGGGCAUACAGGUUUAAAUUCGAUGAUGAGCGGGUAACCAAAGAGGAUGUAAAAAGAGCGCUAGAGGAGCAGUAUGGCGGCGAGGAAGAGUUACCGCAGACAAAUCCCGGCUUCAACAAUUCUCCUUUUAAGUUCACAAAAUAUUCAAAUGCUUAUAUGCUGGUGUAUAUACGUGAAAGUGACAAGGAAAAGAUAAUAUGUAAUGUGGACGAGAAGGACAUCGCAGAACACCUGAGGAUAAGACUGAAGAAAGAACAAGAAGAAAAGGAGCAAAAGCGAAAGGAAAAAUCUGAGGCCCACUUGUAUACUAUCAUCAAGGUUGCACGAAGUGAGGAUCUUCUUGAACAGAUUGGGAAGGAUAUCUAUUUUGAUCUGGUAGAUCAUGACAAAGUUCGCAGUUUUCGCAUCCAGAAGCAGAUGCCUUUCACCCUUUUCAAGGAAGAAGUUGCAAAAGAGUUUGGUGUACCGGUUCAAUGUCAACGUUUCUGGCUGUGGGCCAAGCGACAGAACCAUACGUACCGUCCAAAUCGGCCAUUAACACCCCAAGAGGAAUCACAGUCUGUCGGCCAAUUGAGGGAAGUAUCUAACAAAGCAAAUAAUGCAGAGCUAAAAUUGUUUUUGGAAGUCGAACUUGGACCGGAUCUGCGUCCUAUUGCUCCUCUUGAUAGAACUAAGGAAGAUAUUCUACUCUUCUUUAAACUUUACGACCCACUGAAGGAAGAGUUGAGGUACAUUGGGAGGCUAUUUGUAAAGGGAAGUGGUAAGCCCAUGGAGAUAUUGACCAAGCUAAAUGAAAUGGCUGGCUAUGCUCCUGAACAAGAGAUUGAACUUUAUGAGGAAAUAAAGUUUGAACCUCAUGUCAUGUGUGAGCCAAUUGACAAGAAGAUAGCAUUUCGCUCUAGCCAGCUAGAAGAUGGAGACAUAGUCUGCUUUCAGAAGCCCCCUCCUGGAAGUGGGCAACCAUGCCGGUACCCUGAUGUGCCUUCUUUUCUGGAUUAUGUGCAUAAUCGACAGGUGGUUCGCUUUCGAUCAUUGGAGAAACCGAAAGAGGAUGAAUUCUCCUUGGAACUGUCAAAGCUUCACACCUAUGAUGAUGUGGUUGAAAGAGUAGCUAAUCAUCUUGGCUUGGAUGACCCAUCCAAAAUGAGGCUUACCUCUCACAACUGUUACUCCCAGCAACCUAAACCUCAACCCAUAAAGUACAGAGGAGUAGAUCAUUUGUCUGAUAUGCUGGUCCAUUACAACCAGACAUCCGACAUUUUAUACUAUGAAGUGCUUGAUAUCCCUCUUCCAGAGCUGCAAGGUCUGAAAACUUUGAAAGUUGCCUUUCAUCAUGCAACCAAGGAUGAGGUUGUAAUUCAUACCAUUAGACUGCCAAAGCAGAGUACGGUUGGUGAUGUCAUAAAUGACCUUAAGACAAAGGUUGAGUUGUCUCAUCCCAAUGCUGAACUUAGAUUGCUUGAGGUGUUCUACCACAAGAUCUACAAGAUCUUUCCUCCCGGCGAGAAAAUUGAAAAUAUCAACGACCAGUACUGGACGCUUCGUGCAGAGGAGAUUCCUGAAGAGGAGAAACAGAUUGGGCCUCAUGACCGCUUGAUUCAUGUGUACCAUUUUAUGAAGGACACCGCUCAAAACCAGCAAGUUCAAAACUUUGGGGAACCAUUUUUCCUGGUCAUUCGCGAGGGGGAGACACUAGCUGAAGUUAAAGUUCGCAUACAGCAAAAAUUGCAGGUUCCUGAUGAUGAGUUUUCAAAGUGGAAGUUUGCUUUUCUGUCACUGGGCCGGCCUGAGUAUCUUCAAGACUCCGAUGUGGUUUCUGGUCGAUUUCAGAGAAGGGACGUAUAUGGUGCUUGGGAGCAGUACCUUGGGCUGGAGCAUGCUGAUAGUGCUCCUAAAAGGUCAUACACAGCUAAUCAGAACCGUCAUACCUUUGAGAAGCCUGUAAAAAUAUACAAUUAGGAAACCAUGAUGAUGAUGGGGAUGGCCAGGUUGUUUACAUGCUGUGUUCCAAGGAAUGAGAAGGAACGGGAGGGGGAGAACACUCGGUGGUUUCGAUGGAAGAGAAACAAGACCAAUUUGGGUGGAAUGAUUUUGGUGUUUGUUACAGUAGCCUGGUUAGAUGUGUAAUUCUUUCUUUGGUAGGAGAGCAGAGAGGGGAGAGAGAUGAGAGAGUUGGAUAAAAGAGGUGCCUUUAGCACUAGGGCAGAAGAUAGUGGGCGUGGGUUAUCUGUAUGUUAUUUUUGUCUCAAAUAGGUUUGGAGGUCUCUCUUGCACCCUUGUGUCGGGCUGGUUAAGAAGAGGAAGAGGAAGAAGAAGAAGAAGAAGAAAAGAGAUGUUACAGUUGAAGCUCUCUCUCUCUCUCUCUUGUUUAUCUUUUACAUUUGUAAUCUUCAAUACAUAACGAAAGGGGUGUUUGGGUUUUUUCCCUUUCGGUGUUCUAUUUCCAUUUUGUUUCCUUUUUGGGGAAUGUAUAGAGGGUAUAGGGGCGUGACAUUUUUCUUGUCCAUUUGGGCCGUUCUCCACUUCUCUUUUUUUCCUUUCCCCAUAUUUCUGUCGUUGGUUGGAUGAUUAUAUCUGAAUGAAUGAUACAAGGAGAGGUUUGCAGGUGGGUUCUGUGUGAUUUGUAUCCUUUCCAAUAUGGUUGCUGCUGGGGGUGGGUUGUGUGAGCUCAAUCAACUGAGAGCAAGCGUGUCGACUAAUCAAGGUGUUGUUUGCGAAUUCGUA